Messenger RNA from Maylandia zebra (zebra mbuna), 766 nucleotides. RefSeq names its product neuropeptide FF-amide peptide precursor like (gene npffl). The record is from RefSeq and is a predicted model, not a curated record. Gene Ontology annotation, molecular function: neuropeptide hormone activity. NCBI's taxonomy places the organism in Eukaryota, Metazoa, Chordata, Actinopteri, Cichliformes, Cichlidae.
ACAGCCAUCUUCUUCUCUUUCCUCUUCUAUAUUUGUCAUCAGUGUUUGUCCGACCUCCUCUCAAGUCUGAGAACAUGGAGACAGCUGCAGCGGUGACUCUUCUGGCACUGAUUAUGGCGAUGGCUGGCGUCAGUCACGCUCUUCAUAUCCAAGCCGGCCUGGACAAAAAUGACAUCUUGCCUGGCAGCUCAGAGGAGAGCAUGCCUGACCGCCUGUUGGGGCUGGAGAGUGAAAACAGAGAUAGCGACACUGAUGAUCGCUUGCUGACUUCAUUGCUGAGAGCCCUGCUGCACGGAGCUCAGAGAGAAGCCAGGGAGUCUGUCCUCCAUCAGCCACAGAGGUUUGGCCGCAGCUCCAGAGGGCAGGUUGUGCUGGAGGAUCAGAUGCAUUCCCGUGACUGGGAGGCUGCCCCCGGUCAGAUCUGGAGUAUGGCCGUGCCUCAGAGAUUUGGCAAGAAGUAAUGUUGCAGUCAUGCGGUGUUGCCCUGGUGGAAGGUCAAGCAGCCGAGAGUUAUAAAGAUACUAGAUUUGUUCCACUCUAAGCUCCAGCCCACUAGGCUUGACUUUACACCUGGUGUCCAGUGAAAGAUGACACUAGCUUAAUCUUUCAUGAUUAUGAUUGUUGUUAUUUUCUUUGAAUUUCCAACACUGGGAAGCACGGUGACUGGUGAUUGUUUGGAUCGGCUUGUUAAGGACUGAAAAUGUUUGUUGUAAAUUGUUAGUUGCUAUGUUUUUGUUGUUCUUCCGUUCAAAUAAAAGAACUUUAA